This is a messenger RNA of Pyrus x bretschneideri (Chinese white pear), 1114 nucleotides long. RefSeq names its product endochitinase. The coding region runs from base 69 to 1040 and encodes 323 amino acids. The transcript has 3 exons. Lineage: Eukaryota; Viridiplantae; Streptophyta; Magnoliopsida; Rosales; Rosaceae. Gene Ontology annotation, molecular function: chitin binding; chitinase activity. The record is from RefSeq and is a predicted model, not a curated record. Gene Ontology annotation, biological process: chitin catabolic process; cell wall macromolecule catabolic process; carbohydrate metabolic process.
GACCUAAUUCAUGGAUCAGAAAACCAUCAAACACCUUCACAGAAAAAUAUAUAUAUAAAGAAAAAGUAAUGAAGUUGCAAGUUCUCAUUCUUUUGUCCCUAACUUUGUUGCUAGGAAUCUCAGCAGAGCAAUGUGGGAGCCAAGCCGGUGGCGCCGUGUGUCCAAAUGGGUUGUGCUGUAGCCAGUAUGGGUGGUGCGGCACCACAUCUGAUUACUGCGCCACUGGUUGCCAAAGCCAAUGUGGCUCAACCCCUAAUCCUACUCCAACCCCUAAUCCUACUCCAACCCCAACCCCAAGUGGUGGUGGUGGUGGUGAUAUCAGCAGCCUCAUUAGCUCGUCGGUUUUCGACCAAAUGCUGAAGUAUCGAAAUGAUCCACGCUGCCAGAGUAAUGGGUUUUACACAUAUGAUGCUUUCGUUGCAGCUGCUCGGUCUUUUAAUGGGUUUGGCACAACUGGAGAUGAUGCUACUCGCAAAAGAGAGCUUGCGGCUUUCUUGGGACAAACCUCUCAUGAGACUACUGGAGGAUGGGAAAGUGCACCAGAUGGUCCAUAUGCAUGGGGAUAUUGCUUUGUCAAUGAAAUAAACCAAGAUGUGUAUUGUUCUUCCAACCAAUAUCCAUGCGCUGCUGGCAAGAAAUAUUACGGCAGAGGACCCAUCCAACUCACCCACAACUACAACUAUGGUCAAGCGGGUCCAGCAAUCGGAAAGGAUUUGAUAAACAACCCAGAUCUAGUGGCCACAGACCCGGUUGUGUCAUUCAGGACAGCUAUAUGGUUUUGGAUGACUCCACAGAGCAACAAGCCAUCAAGCCAUGAUGUCAUCACUGGUACGUGGAGCCCAUCUAGUGCAGACACAUCAGCGGGUAGAGUUCCCGGGUAUGGAGUGAUCACCAACAUCAUCAAUGGAGGGCUUGAAUGUGGCAAGGGUCAGGAUGCUAAGGUUGCUAGUCGGAUCGGGUUCUACAGAAGGUACUGUGAGAUUUUGGGAGUGAGUCCGGGGGACAACUUGGAUUGUUACAAUCAAAGGCCUUUUGCCUAAGAAAAUGACUAUAAUCCCAUGUACCAAAUAAAAUGCAAUAAUAAUCCUAUGUAAUAGGAAAUUUCUUGUUUCUA